This is a messenger RNA of Siniperca chuatsi (mandarin fish), 2269 nucleotides long. It is a transcript of the gene rab25b, whose product is annotated as RAB25, member RAS oncogene family b. Bases 1078 to 1704 code for a protein of 208 amino acids. Gene Ontology annotation, cellular component: recycling endosome. Gene Ontology annotation, molecular function: GTP binding; GTPase activity. The record is from RefSeq and is a predicted model, not a curated record. The transcript has 5 exons. NCBI's taxonomy places the organism in Eukaryota, Metazoa, Chordata, Actinopteri, Centrarchiformes, Sinipercidae. Gene Ontology annotation, biological process: exocytosis.
AUAAUUGAAAGUCUUGUGACCAGUUUAAAGUUUAAAUGACGUCUGUAACUAAAGUAUGCAGAAGUAGUAGCAUUUCAAAGUGGAUCAUGUUUGAAGAGAAUUUGAGGAUUGCUCCAUUGACUUAACAUUGUAAAUUUAAAAACAAAAGCAAGUAUAAAAGGUAUAAAAAAGACCAAAUACAAGCACACAUGUCCAUAACGAGCUCAACAUUUUGAUAGUUUCUGUAGAAUGGUUUCUGUAGCUGAAAGUAUGCAGGGGUUGAAAUGAUGCAAAAAAAAAAAACGUAUGGAAGAAGAAUAAAAAAGUUAUUAAAAGUUAAGAAAAAUAAAGAUUUAGUGGGAGUGCUUUAUCAGCAUUCCCACUAAAUAUGACAAAGAAGAAAAAUUUAAUUGGUCUUUAUUGGCAGAAGCAGACAGAAAUAUCAGUAUGUAUCAUGCAUGUAUGUGCACACAUUCCACUAAAACCAGCAUGGGUGGUUCCAAGGUGCUGUUUUGUCAUUUUCUCUGAUGUUCAGCUUAAGAAGAGACUGAUGAAAAUAUACAAACCAAAACAUUGCUGUGCAAUAUUUUAGAAAUACUAUGUAAUCUCUGUUUCAGGGUGGUUUCCCCUUGUAGUGAUGAAGCAAGACUUGCUUCCUGCUUCGUACAUGCAGUUAUUUGAUUGGUCCAGCAGGAGGUGCCUGACAGUCCCUCUUAGCUGUACCUGCUUGUUGCCCCACCUGCCCAACCUGCCCUGCACUGACUCCAUUACUAAGACACACCUCUGCUGCUGCCCCACCACUCCCUGACACAAACCCCUCCUGCUGCAGCAGAACAACCUGGACACACUCAGCAUGUCUUGUUCAAACAAGCCAGCUUUCUAUUAACUCAGAUAGGGAAGGGUAGUGAAGGGCAAAAAGCUGGUGACUGGCAUUCAUGUGUCAAAACAUUUUUGCAGCCAUUUUCUUUCCUGAAGCCUGAGGAUCUGAGGGGCAGGCUAGUUGUGGUGUGAGUCAGUGUCAUCUUACAUCCUGCAAUCAGUCUGAGUGUUGGAGACACGGCAGUUAACUGUGGGGCGGCAACAUUGAAUGGACAGAAUAUGGGGUCAGAUGAGGCUUACAACUUUGUCUUUAAGGUGGUUCUGAUAGGAGAAUCCGGUGUAGGAAAGAGCAAUCUGCUGUCCCGUUUCACCAAAAACGAGUUCAGCCAUGACAGUCGCACUACCAUUGGGGUGGAGUUCAGCACACGGACAGUGCAGCUCAGUGGCUUCACCAUCAAGGCCCAGAUCUGGGACACGGCUGGGCUGGAGCGAUACCGGGCCAUCACUUCUGCGUAUUACAGAGGUGCUGUGGGAGCCCUGCUGGUCUAUGACAUCACCAAACACCUCACUUAUGAGAGUGUGGAGCGCUGGCUGAAGGAGCUGUAUGACCACGCUGACCCCCACAUUGUGGUCAUGCUGGUGGGCAACAAGACUGACCUUGAGUCAGAGAGAUCUGUGCCCAAUGAGGAGGCUAAAGACUUUGCAGAAAAGAAUGGUCUUAUGUUUCUGGAGACCUCUGCUUUGGAGUCAACUAAUGUGGAGGCAGCAUUCAGCAAUGUCCUAGCAGAGAUUCACAGGAAGGUGAGCAGUAAGGAAGUGGUCCGGGGCUCUAUCAGUGCUGUGUCCUUGAACAGCUCCAGAGCAGAAAACACAGAGGAGAAGAAACCCUGCUGCAGGAACAUCUGAGCACAAGGUCCUUCAGGAGCCCAGGGGGCCUCAGGGUGGGUGAGAGGUGAAUUACUCCUUCAUCCACAACCCUGUGCUAGGGCUUGAAGAGAGGCGGGCGACACGGCAACCAUGGGUGCCAAUAUUAAUGGUCCUAGCUUAAGUGAUGGCACUUUGAAAUGACUGAUUUGCAAGUUGAACAAGCUGCAUGGUGGCAUGAUGUAUUCAAAAGAUGAUUCAUAUAUGUGAAUGAAAGUAGGGGGAGACCAACAUCAAUCUUUUAAGAGUCCCUGAUGACUAUUGAACAUAGGUCAAAAGUUAAACACUUAACUGUGUUACCUGUAAGAUGAUAUAUUUAUAAUUCAUGCAGAGAAUUGGAGUAACAUAGGCAUAUCAUGGCAUGUGUGAUGUUUUAAAUGUAAGUGACACUUGACUGUUGUUUUCUUCAACGAGUCAACAGUUUGGUUUGGCGAAUAUGUAUCUACGGACUGUGAGUCUUGCUGUCACUGCUGUGCAUGUGAUCCAGCUUAUGAUCUAGGAUGAGUCUGAUUUCAUUUCUGUUGAGGAAUAAACAAUUUAUGAGACA